Molecule: messenger RNA, 2416 nt
Organism: Alexandromys fortis (reed vole)
Lineage: Eukaryota; Metazoa; Chordata; Mammalia; Rodentia; Cricetidae
Product: neuropeptide Y receptor type 6
Exons: 2
Coding region: 316-1431 (371 amino acids)
Biological process (GO): G protein-coupled receptor signaling pathway
Cellular component (GO): plasma membrane; neuron projection
Molecular function (GO): neuropeptide Y receptor activity; neuropeptide binding
Source: RefSeq, a predicted model, not a curated record
GAAGCGUUGGCACUUUGAGAGAUGGCUAACGUGGCAUCCUUCUGUAGAGAAAUAAACUUUAAAACUACCGAGCCUAAAGAAAGAACGUGUGAGGAAGAUGAAAAGACAGUAAUAGAGCUGGAAAUUUCUAACAGGAUCUCAAGAGCAUGCUGAUGUCAUUUUGUUUCUGCCAAACACAGAAAGAGAUCAGGAAGAUUAAACCCAUUGACACUCUUUUGAGAGUUUCAGAUCCUGAGUUCCCUCAAGAACUGAUGGCCAAACAUCCAUUGAUGAUACAAGCAAGCUUAGAAAAUCUCUUAUUGCAACCCUGACGUAAUGGAAGUGCCCCCAAACCAACCAGCACCUAAUAAAACUAGUGCCAAGAGCAACAACUCUGCGUUUUUCUACUUCGAGUCCUGUCAACCCCCUUUCCUAGCCAUACUCUUGCUGCUCAUAGCAUAUACUGUGGUCCUAAUCGUGGGCUUUUUUGGAAACCUGUCUCUUAUCAUCAUCAUCUUUAAGAAGCAGAGAGAAGUUCAAAAUGUCACCAACGUACUGAUCGCCAAUCUGUCCCUCUCUGACAUCUUAGUGUGUGUCAUGUGCAUCCCCUUUACGGUCAUCUACACUCUGAUGGACCACUGGGUGUUCGGGAGCACCAUGUGCAAACUCACUUCUUACGUGCAAAGUGUGUCCAUCUCUGUGUCCAUAUUCUCCCUUGUAUUGAUCGCUAUUGAACGAUAUCAGCUGAUUGUGAACCCCCGUGGCUGGAAGCCCAGGGUAUUUCAUGCCUAUUGGGGCAUCGUCUUGAUUUGGCUCAUUUCCCUUUCAUUGUCUAUUCCCUUAUUCCUGUCCUACCACCUCACCAACGAGCCCUUCCACAAUCUCUCUCUCCCUGAUGAUGUCUACAGCCACCGGGUAGCCUGUGUGGAGAUCUGGCCUUCCAAACUGAACCAACUCCUCUUUUCCACAUCGCUGUUUAUGCUCCAGUAUUUUGUCCCUCUGGGUUUCAUUCUGAUCUGCUACCUGAGGAUUGUUAUCUGCCUCCAAAGAAGAACUAAGAAGGUGGGCAGGUGGAGGGGAAACAAGACCCGCCUCAAUGAGAACAAGAGGGUCAAUGUGAUGUUGAUUUCCAUUGUAGUGACUUUCGGGGCCUGCUGGCUGCCCUUGAACAUCUUCAAUGUCAUCUUUGACUGGUACCAUGAGAUGCUGAUGAGCUGCCACCACGACCUGGUAUUUGUAGUUUGCCACUUGAUUGCUAUGGUUUCUACGUGCAUAAACCCUCUCUUUUAUGGCUUUCUCAACAAGAAUUUCCAGAAGGACCUAAUGCUGCUCCUUCAACACUGUUGGUGCCUUGCACCCCAAGAAAGAUACAAAAAUAUCGCCUUGACCACUGUGCACACGGAUGAAUCCAAGGGAUCAUUAAGACUGGCUCGCACAACAGCAGGGGUGUAGAAAUCAGGAACCAAAACCAAAGCCUUUCUGAAAUGGAUGAAGGAAAAGGAACAGCAUGGAAUAGGGUGUGAUGCAGAGGAAGUCAGAGUUAAACACAUAACAUCUUUAGGCCCAGUUUUAAUUCAAGUUAAGCAUGUCUAUCCCAUCCAUCCACAGAACACACAAAGAUGUAGCCCCGCCCUUUCUUUCUUUUUUUUUUUAACCUAGCCACCAUGGCUGUGGAAGGAGUAAAGAUGAGGAAGCAGAUGGUAAGGACAGUAGAGAUGGCUGGGCCCCAAUGUUCCUGCUAUUCACUGGACUAGCCAGAAAGGUGUCUGCUGUGCCACGGUCAGGAAAAACCCUUGCUGUGCCUCCUUCCCAUCAGAGCAGUUCCACUUCUAGAUGGAGCUGGACCUUCCCAUCGCACAGCUAUUCAAUUAAUUGGAUAAGUGUGAAAAUACAGUAUGACAAUUUACUAGUUAAUUAUAUCUGGAUUAAAGUUGAAAAUGUGUCUUAAUAUUAGGACUGAACAUUGUGGCCAUAAUUAAUUUCCCUGUCUGAAUCAGAUCCUUAACUUGUGAUAACGCUGCAUUUCUCUUUGCCACCAAUGCUAUUAAGACUAGGAAAACUAAUCACUGAUUAAUUAGCGCUCCAGUUUUGCCAGGUAUCAUUUUCAACUAAUGAAUGACCUGUAUCGAUAGAGAUUUCAUUACAAAAAUGGCCUUUUAUCCUAAUGUCUUUGUGUAUAUUAAAUAUGAGUCAUCAUAACUUUAUAAAGGGAGAUUUUAACAGCAGCAAUGAUAUAAUUAGCUACAGCAUUUCAAAAAAUUAUCAUCUCAUUACUUAAACAUUAUGAAAGGAUCCACAUUGUAUAGGAGCAUCAUCAAGAUUUAAACAAGAUAAGUGACCUAUUGUUUCAACAGCUGUUAGCUCAGAGACUUUGACUAAAUCACAGAAGCUUUGCUCUUUCCUUAGUUAGACCUUCCUGAUACUUAUUACAUUUGAA